Messenger RNA from Labeo rohita (rohu), 993 nucleotides. RefSeq lists its product as uncharacterized. The coding region runs from base 143 to 616 and encodes 157 amino acids. Gene Ontology annotation, molecular function: ubiquitin protein ligase binding; protein tag activity. Gene Ontology annotation, cellular component: cytoplasm; nucleus. NCBI's taxonomy places the organism in Eukaryota, Metazoa, Chordata, Actinopteri, Cypriniformes, Cyprinidae. The transcript is spliced from 2 exons. Gene Ontology annotation, biological process: modification-dependent protein catabolic process; protein ubiquitination. The record is from RefSeq and is a predicted model, not a curated record.
GGGGCUUGAGCUGAUACUUUAUAUAUUCAUCCAUUUGCACACUGUCGGUGUUUGACUUCGGUGGGACUUACCAGUCUACUACUUUUGGAGAAAGCAAUCCAGCGAAAGUCAUAUUCAGCAGAAUAUUUGAACAAACAGCCUGAUGAUGGAACUGAUAAUUAAACUGCUUAACGGACAAGUGAAGCAUCUGGAAGUGAGCGGUGACGCCACAGUUGGCGACCUCAAGAAGCUCAUUUUUCAGUACUUCGGAGAACAUCCUAACAAACAGAAGCUUUCCGCCGAUAACGGUACCCAUAUCAGUCUUGAGGAUGACUCCAGAACCCUCAGCAGUUACGGGUUGCACUCUGGAUCAGUGGUGGGUCUGCUCAUCACGAAACCUGUGCGUUCUCAAAUUUUCGUCAAGAACUUGAGCGGCCAGACCAAAACUUACGAUGUUGAUGUCAACGAGACCGUAGAUCAGCUCCAGACUAAGAUCUACAACAAAGAAAGAGUCGUCAAGGACCAGCAAAGGCUGAUUUACGGCGGCACAAAUCUGAUGUCUGGCGCGAAGCUGCAAGACUACGGCAUCGAACAGGGAAGCACCAUUCACAUGACUGGCCGUCUCCGAGGAGGUUAAUCUGUUAGAAUGUGUGAAAAAGAACUGUUACAUGAUAUAAAUGUUGUAAAUAAUAUAAACCUAUAUUAUACUCAGUAUCAGAAUAUUGGGAUUUUAACCGUUGAUUGUGCAAUAACUCACGUCUUAAGAAGUCACACAAUUCCAGUGUGCUGUAGCAGCUGCAUUUAAUAGAACUGUAUCUUUCAUCGUUAUUUGAAUGAUUUUUACUGUAGCUGUUUUGCAUCGUAAGUAAUAAAUGCUGAAAACAUUCCUAAGUUUAGUAAAGCGUAAUUUGUUUUGUUCUGUAAACUACUGCUUGACAUUUCUUAAAAUGUACAUAAAAAUGAUAUCAUUUAGACCAUGAAAUGACAACUGAUCAAAAAAAUAAAAUAAAAAAC